UUUAUACAACAAUAUUCAGUUUAUAAGGACGAAUUAACACUUUAUGUUGCUCCAAGUGCUAUUAUUCCAGUGAUGACCUUUCUUCGAGAUCAUACUGGAGCACAAUUUAAACAAGUUCAAGACGUUUGCGGCGUUGAUUACCCUUCACGCCCGAAUCGAUUUGAAAUUGUGUACAAUAUGUUAAGCAUUCGUUACAAUGCUCGGAUUCGUGUGAAGACAUAUGCUAAUGAAGUAUCACCUAUACCUUCAAUUGUUUCGCUUUUUAAUGGAGCGAAUUGGUUUGAAAGAGAAGUUUAUGACAUGUAUGGUGUAAUUUUCACUGAUCAUCCGGAUUUGAGAAGAAUCUUAACAGAUUAUGGGUUCGAAGGACAUCCUAUGCGAAAAGAUUUCCCAUUAACCGGUUAUGUUGAAAUACGUUAUGAUGAAGAAAGGAAGCGUGUUGUCGCGGAGCCUUUAGAAAUGACACAGUCGUUUAGAAAUUUUGAGGGUGCAGCAUCUCCGUGGGAACAAACUGGUAGCCAUUUAUGGUCAAAGUUCGUUGCCGAUGGUGUCUUCUUUGCUGAGCUCAACGAAUUCUUUACUCGUGAAUUAGCCGAAGAAGGUUAUUCAGGCGUCGAAGUCCGUGUAACCCCAGCCCGUACAGAAAUUAUCAUCCGUGCGACUCAUACCCAAGAAGUCCUUGGUGAAAAGGGUCGUAGAAUUCGAGAGCUCACCGCCCUUAUCCAGAAACGAUUUAAAUUUCCAGAAAAUACAGUAGAAUUGUAUGCUGAGAAGGUACAAAAUCGUGGGCUCUGUGCUAUUGCUCAGUGCGAAUCUCUUCGAUACAAAUUGUUGGCAGGUCUUGCUGUACGAAGAGCCUGCUAUGGUGUUCUCCGCUUCAUCAUGGAAUCCGGUGCCAAGGGUUGUGAAGUGGUGGUUUCUGGAAAACUUCGAGCUGCCCGUGCAAAAUCAAUGAAAUUCGUUGAUGGGUUCAUGAUUCAUUCUGGCCAGCCAAUUCGAGAUUAUGUUGAUACUGCUGUCCGGCAUGUAAUGUUGAGGCAAGGAGUGUUAGGUAUCAAGGUCAAAAUUAUGUUGGACUGGGAUCCUUCCGGUAAAAUUGGUCCUAAAAAGUCACUUCCCGAUGUGGUUAACAUCAUGGAACCUAAGGAAGAACCGCUCAUAACGCAGCCGUCUUCUGAAGAUUUUCAAAGACCACCUCAGGAUAUUCCUGUUGCACCAACUUCUCCAAUUCCGCAGCAGGAUAUUAGUGCGGAUUACACUACAACGGAAUAUCCAGAUUAUACCACUUAG
Dentiscutata erythropus is the source of this 1290-nucleotide messenger RNA. The record is from the annotation of a GenBank genome assembly. Lineage: Eukaryota; Fungi; Glomeromycota; Glomeromycetes; Diversisporales; Gigasporaceae.